Messenger RNA from Cordyceps fumosorosea ARSEF 2679, 1374 nucleotides. RefSeq names its product DNA repair protein Rad9. Gene Ontology annotation, cellular component: checkpoint clamp complex. Gene Ontology annotation, biological process: DNA repair; mitotic intra-S DNA damage checkpoint signaling; DNA replication checkpoint signaling. The transcript is spliced from 5 exons. The record is from RefSeq and is a predicted model, not a curated record. The coding region runs from base 1 to 1374 and encodes 457 amino acids. NCBI's taxonomy places the organism in Eukaryota, Fungi, Ascomycota, Sordariomycetes, Hypocreales, Cordycipitaceae.
AUGGCAGUGCUCAAUUUCACCCUCAGCGAAGAGGGCGUCUCGGGCUUUCGAGAUGCCCUCAUCUGCCUCAACAAGUUUAGCGACGAUGUGUCCCUCGAGGCACGCAAGGAGUCUUUUACCCUGAGCACGCUCAACAGCUCCAAGUCGGCCUAUGCGAGCUUCAAGUUUGCCACCAACCGCUUCUUCUCACGCUACAACUACCAAGGCACCGGCCAGUCCAGGGAGCGCUUCCACUGCAACAUCCGCUCGGCUGCCGACAGCCAAAGGGACCGCGACGCUGAGAGGCAGACCCUGAUUGAUCGCUGCGACGUCGCCAUCGAGGACGGCCAGGGCGUCAAGAGCCGCUUCAUCGCGCGCAUCGUCUUCCGGACGGGCCUCACGUCCACCCACCGCCUCCCCUUUGAGACGGGCGUCCCGGUGCACGCCAAGUUUAGCAAACAUGACGCGCCGCACCACUGGUCCAUCUCCUCCCGCACCCUACGACAGCUCAUGGACCAUUUUGGUCCAGGAAUUGACUACCUGGACAUCAAUACUCAUGGUGAUCAUGUAAAUUUUACGUGUUUCAGUGAAAAGACAGUGAGCGAAGACGCCGUCCUGAAAAAGCCCCUCCAGACCUCGGUUGCAGUCGAAGCAGAUGAAUUUGACGAUAUCGAAGUCGAGGAUAAGCUCCACAUUGUCAUCUCGGUUAAGGACUUCCGUGCCAUUAUCCAUCACGCCGGUAUUAGCGGUUCUGCCCUCUCCGCUCGAUACUCCCUCCCUGCCCGCCCGAUCCAGUUUUCCUAUGCUGCUGAUGCGCUAUCCUGUGAAUUUCUCAUAAUGACAGUCGGAGAGCGAGGAAGCAACCCUGCCCAGAAGACGAAAAAGGGACGCAAAUCCGCCCCGGCAGCCAAUGCACCGCGCCUCGACGCCGGGUCUCGUAAGACGAGCGUCGCGCCGUCCGAAGCACCAGCACCACCCCCAGAAACGACACAGCCGCCGACACAGGCCUCGGCAAGGAUACCGCCGCCAUCUAGUGUCCGGCCUGUUGGCACUAUUAGAGCCAGUGUCUCGCGCAUGUCCGCCUUUGACCUCCGUCCUUCGCAAAAGCCGCCGCCGCCGACCUUGCGCUCCGAGAGCCUGUUUGUCGACGACGAGGGCUGGGAGCCGGUCAGGGAUGAAGACGAGGAUGCAGAAGAGAAUGCACAGCUUGGGUGGGAUCAUAGUGCUGACCCCGACCCAAUCUCGACGCAUUCAUUUAUGCACACGAGCAGGCCAGAGCCGGCUCCUCCUGCAGCCGACGAUGACCAGGCCGAUCCUCCCGCAGAAACUUCUACUGUUCUUGAACCUACUCAGAAGCUGUCCGACGUACAAAACCUUGCUCUAUUCCCCGACUGA